GUAAUAAAUGGCGGGUUUACUUUUUUAUUUCGCAAUUAUUUGAAAAUUAAUGCUGAUCAUUCGUACAGAAUCCUUAAAAGUUGUAUUAAAAAUGGCAUCGGCUGCAAAAAAACCUAAAUUAUCAACAUCGUCGCUAUCAGUAACGGCGGAAACAGGGAAGAAUGUUGAAGAAUUUAUGAAGGCUUUGCAGACAAAGAGAGAGACCACCGCUGACUCUAUUUUGAAAUAUAAUUUCAACAAAAAGAGGAUUAGAAUCAUAUCUCGAGAGCAGAUGGUCCCGGACGACUGCGAGGGGAUAGUGUAUUGGAUGUCGCGCGACAGCCGGGUGCAAGAUAACUGGGCUUUCCUGUUCGCACAAAAACUCGCACUCAAGAACGAAGUACCGCUACACGUUUGCUUUUGUCUAAUUGCUAAAUAUUUAGACGCUUCCGUGAGACAAUUUCAUUUUUUAGUAAAAGGUUUGGAAAAAGUAGCAGCAGAUUGCAAGAAGUUGAACAUAUCAUUCCACCUGUUGGAAGGUAGUGGAGCUGAGGUGUUACCACAGUGGGUCAUUGACCAUAAGAUAGGGGCUGUGGUGUGUGACUUCAACCCAUUACGAGUCCCACUGGGAUGGUUGGAGGGGGUCAAGAAGGACCUCAAGAAAGAUGUACCUUUAAUUCAGGUGGAUGCCCAUAAUGUAGUGCCAUGUUGGGUGGCAUCAGAUAAGCAGGAAUAUUCAGCAAGAACCAUCAGAAACAAGAUAAACUCUAAACUUGAUGAAUAUCUUUCAGAGUUUCCACCUGUCAUCAAACACCCAUACACCAGCAAAUUUGAACCUGAGCCUAUAGACUGGGACAAUGCUAUAGAAACAAGAGAAGCUGAUAAAACAGUGGGUCCUGUUGAGUGGGCAAAACCUGGAUAUGAUGAAGCGCUGAAGAUGCUCAAAAGCUUCAUUGACAAGAGGCUUAAAAUAUAUGCAACAAAAAGAAAUGAUCCGACUCAAGAUGCUUUAAGCAAUAUGUCACCAUGGUUCCAUUUUGGUCAAAUAUCUGUUCAAAGAGUGGCAUUAUGUGUACAGGAGUACAAAUCUAAGUACACGGAGAGUGUGAAUGCAUUUUUAGAGGAGGCCAUAGUGCGGAGAGAGCUGGCAGACAACUUCUGCUUUUACUGCGAGCAUUAUGACAGCGUGAAGGGAGCAAGCAACUGGGCACAAAAGACAUUGGAUGAUCACAGAAAAGACAAGAGAUCUCACAUAUACACAUUAGAAACUCUCUCCAAAUCAGAGACUCACGAUGACCUGUGGAACUCGGCUCAACUGCAACUGGUCAAGGAGGGCAAAAUGCACGGGUUCCUGCGCAUGUACUGGUGUAAAAAGAUUCUCGAGUGGACGCCCAGCCCGGAAGACGCGCUCAAGUACGCGAUAUAUCUUAACGAUCACUACAGCAUUGAUGGAAGGGAUCCCAGUGGAUUUGUGGGUUGCAUGUGGUCGAUAUGCGGCAUCCACGACCAGGGCUGGGCCGAGCGAGCGGUGUUCGGCAAGAUACGGUACAUGAACUACGACGGGUGCAAGCGCAAGUUCGACAUUAAGGCUUUCAUAGCCAGGUACGGUGGUAAGGUGCACAAGUACGUACCUGCAAAGGCAGGCAAGUAAUAAUCGAAUACUAUGUGUGUUUGAUAUUCGAGGUUUAUCAAUCGUGCCAGUUUGUGAAAAGAGAUGUCAAUGUUCUCGGCCAAUGUACUAGAUAAUAACGCAUAAUAUUAUACUCCUAAAAAUACUUACAUUAAAAUCAAGACCAUUACCAAUGAUCGAUACGUAAGUGUAAGUGUGGAAGUUACAAAAUGAUGUGGUCUCAUGAUGCCACCAUCUUUACACUCAGAAACUAUCGAUAAGCUGACUUUGAGCAGUCGAUAAGUCAGUAUUCAAACAUUAACAAAAUUUUAUAUUAAAUAAUCAGUAGAUUAGUAUAGUAUCGAGUAUCGAUAAAAUCCAUAGACAGCCUACUUUGUACCUGUCGUUAGUCUUCAUGUGAUCACCUUAUUUAUAUAAGAUAUGGUUUAUAAUGCGUGUGUCAAAAAUAAAACAUUUUUAUCGCACUGUUUGACCAAUUUACUGAAUAAACAAUACUUUAUCAAUUAUAGACAAGGACGUGUCCAAAAAAUGAAAAUUAAGCUAAUUAAGUAGACACGACAUCGAAUAUUUGUGAGUUUAAUAAUUAAAUUGUCAUGCAAAGUCAUGCAAUUGUAUAGCAUCAAAGUUGUUUAUUACGAUUUUAGCAGCAUUUUCUGACUACUUGAUGUAAUUACUGGAAAAUUUAUUUAUACAAUUAAUUCCUUUAUCUUGAUCACUGGUUCAUCGUGUAUUUUACAAAUAUUGCUACAUAAUAUUAUACAUGUUAUGUUUUUAUUGUAAUUUUAGAUUUGUAAUACAUUUUCAUAUUUCAACAGCUCAAUUAUAAUCUCGGUAAACAAUUUUAUCGUUAAAGUUGGUUUUAAUAUAAAAAUCUACAUAAUUUUUUUAUAUUAUACAAAAGGGUGAAUUGCUUUUAAUUCCCAAUUUUAAUAUCAAUUGGAUUAAGAUCUGUGUGAAAUCUACCUCUCCAUCUGACAAUUUGUCAAUUUUAGUCUCUUUGUCGAUAUUUGUAUGAACGUGAUCAUUCAUACGAUGUUUUAUGGCAUUAUUACUUAUCGAGACGAGAGAUAUGUAUGUGGCAUACAUAAACACAAUCUAUGACAAUAUAAACUAAACUUAAGGCGCUUCCUCCAAAAAAAUGGCACACUAACCGUAUUUUUAGGAGAUAUCGACCCAAUAUUUACAAAAUACAAAAACUUCAACAUACAUAUUUCUACAAACGUUAAGUCUUAACUUUUGUUGUUUUAAAUUUUUACUAUCUGGGUAUGGUGUUAUCAAUUUCACAAUUAAAAUACCUCUAAAAUUGUUGAUUCCCUGCAUUUUUUCUUAAAUUACACAUAAUUUUUGCAACCAACAUUAUUAAAUAAGUCUUUUUUUCAUUAAAUUAUUUAAAUCUACAUUGUCUCGCCGUAACUCGUGCGCCAAAAAUAUGUUGAACUAGUGAUCAAGGCCAUUUGCUUAGAGGAGGUUCUUAAGUGAUUAGAUAAAUCAUAUAUGAUUAAAAUUCAAUAUUACUUCCACAUACAAACUACUCGUCUCUACUUUGAAUUACAUACUAAAUGUAUUAAGUUUUGUUUGCAAUAUUUACAUGUUUAUAUAUAAGUAGAAAUGUAAGUAACCACUGCGGGUCAUUGAUUUUUAAUCACAAUAAUGUUAAGAUAUUAUAGUUCAGUAUUGUAGUUUGUUUCAACUUGAGAUAUUUUAUAUCUUGUUACUUUGUAUGCCUACUUUAAUUCUACCUCAGUUUGUCAAUAAAAUUGCUUUUUGUAAACAUGUUUUUAAUAAAGCGUUUAUCAAUGUG
Molecule: messenger RNA, 3410 nt
Organism: Manduca sexta (tobacco hornworm)
Lineage: Eukaryota; Metazoa; Arthropoda; Insecta; Lepidoptera; Sphingidae
Gene: phr
Product: deoxyribodipyrimidine photo-lyase
Exons: 7
Coding region: 50-1630 (526 amino acids)
Biological process (GO): photoreactive repair
Molecular function (GO): deoxyribodipyrimidine photo-lyase activity
Source: RefSeq, a predicted model, not a curated record